This is a messenger RNA of Meloidogyne enterolobii, 1159 nucleotides long. NCBI's taxonomy places the organism in Eukaryota, Metazoa, Nematoda, Chromadorea, Rhabditida, Meloidogynidae. The record is from the annotation of a GenBank genome assembly.
AUGGAAAAGCUUGAAUCUGAACCAUCUACAGAUUUAAGCAAAAUGGGCAUUAGACUCAUGCGCAAAGAUGAUUUAGUUCUAGUUUCUUCCUCAUCGCGUGGUUCAAGAUCUCCAGAAAAUUUUCAAAUGCACUUCAAACAAAUUCGUCUACCAUCCUCUGUUAAACAAGUUUUAUCUGUUGCAGUUGAUUUGACAGGAUUUCAUGUUUUAUGUGAAAAACAGUCACGUGUUCAUUUGCUUCGGAUUAGUUGUGUUGGUAAACUUUUGAGCGAUCAUCCUAUCCCAUUCAAUUUUGGAGCUUUAACACAAAAUAAAAAAGAUGAUUCUUAUGAGUGUAUGACUACAGUUCAAAAGUUUGGUGAUGAAACAAUUUUACUGUUGAAUGAUGGCUUUGGUGGAGGCUUUCAACCACUUUUACGGAACAUAUCUGGUGGAUACAAGCAAUUAUCUUAUACUGGUUUAGGCCGAAUUCUUCAAUAUGGAAUGGGUAUAAGAUAUUUUGCAUCAUCUGGUGAGAUUAAGAGUGCUAGUAUAUGUUCAGAACAAAUUAGCAUUGACAAGAAGAACAACAGCUUGAAUAAAAACGCCAAUCGAACUCUUUUGAUGGUUGCGUUAGUUUCUCCAAGCCCUGAAUGUGCACUUUCUGAUUUUGGUUCACUUAUGCAGGCUAUUUUUUUCUGUCAAUUAGACGUCGUUAUUGCUAUUCUUAAAAAGCUUUUUUAUUUAUUUAUUUAUUUAUGAGCCUCAAUUGAAAGGCAGCCUGCUAUCGUUUGUGAACAAAUCGAAGGAAAUCGAGACAGUUAGACUACAAGACAGUUAGAGUGUUAUUGAUUUUUUGUAUUUUCGAAGAGUAUCGAUUUUCUACUUGUUACAUAUUCUCAUUUCUUUUGCUUUUUUUUUUAUUUUUUUUGAUUCCUUUCUUAUUGCUUCCAUCUACUUCCCUAAGUAGAUUCAUGAAUAGUCUUCAAGGCAGAUAUUGGAUGAUUAAGACUGUAUUUUCUUUUUAUUCUCCUUUUCAUUACUAGAUUAUGUAUAACAAUUUUUUUCGGAUCCUGUUUUGGUCCUGUUUUUUUAACCCUGUUACGGAUCCUAGAACCCUGAGUUCAAUCAAGGGUUUUUUGUCAAGAACGAAAUUUGUUCUUUGAGUUAACGAAUUUUC